AGUUUGUCUGUAGUUCCAGUUGUACGAGUAACGUUUGUUGUGUCGUGAGUUCGAAACAACCGUCUCGACGUAUCAAUUGAGAUCUCGACGGUGGCUCUCGAUCCGCCACCGUCUGAUCUCCUCCUCCUCCGCAUCACACGACGGCCUUUCGAGAUCUGACGUCUCUCUCUAGUUUCAGUUCUUCUUGGACUAAAGGAGUACCGGAGAGAUAUGGCAGUCAACAAUUGGCAUAAGGAGCUUAUAUAUGACAACUGGGUACCAAUCACUGUAUCUGGUGCAAGUCCAGCUGCUCGCUACAAGCAUGCUGCAGCAGUGGUUGAUGAAAAAUUAUACAUUGCUGGUGGGAGUCGUAAUGGUCGACACUUAUCUGAUGUUCAGGUUUUUGAUUUAAGAAGUUUGACGUGGUCUACUCUGAAACUAAAAGCAAAUGUCGGAAAAGAUGAUGACAAUAGCUCGCAGGAGAUUCUUCCAGCCACAUCUGGUCACAAUAUGGUUAGGUGGGGGGAGAAACUGCUUCUUCUUGGUGGCAAUUCAAGGGUUUCUUCUGCUGAAUUUACAGUUCGAUACAUUGAUAUCAAAACAUGCCAGUUUGGAGUUAUUGAGACUUCUGGAAGUGUUCCAGUAGCCCGUGUGGGACAGUCUGCAACACUGGUUGGUUCAAAAGUGAUAUUGUUUGGUGGAGAAGAUAUGAACAGGAAGCUGUUGAAUGAUGUCCAUGUUCUCGAUCUAGAAAGUAUGACUUGGGAAAUGAUAACGACUACGCAGAAACCUCCAGCUCCUAGAUACGAUCAUUCAGCUGCUAUUCAAGGAGAGCGAUACCUUCUGAUUUUUGGUGGUUGUUCUCAUUCUGUCUUUUUCAAUGAUCUCCAUUUGUUAGACAUGCAAACAAUGGAGUGGUCCCAACCACAAACUCAAGGUGAUUUAGUUUCUCCUAGGGCUGGACAUGCUGGUAUCACUAUUGAUGGAAGCUGGUUUAUAGUUGGUGGCGGGGAUAAUAGAAGUGGUUGCCCUGAGACCCUUGUGUUCGACAUGUCUAAGCUUGUUUGGUCAGUAUUGACUGUUGUGAAGCAAAAGGAUCCACUUUCUAGUGAGGGUCUUAGUGUCUGUUCAGCACUGAUUGACGGAGAAAAGUAUCUGUUAGCUUUUGGAGGCUAUAAUGGGAGGUAUAGCAAUGAGGUUUUUGUUAUGAGACCCAAGGCAAAGGACACCGUGCGUCCCAAGAUUUUCCAAUCACCAGCUGCUGCUGCAGCUGCAGCUUCUGUUACUUCAGCUUAUGCAUUGUCUAAAUCUGAGAAGUUGGAUUUCAUGCAACUAGAUGAUAUAAAUUCCAAGUCAUCUGUAAAUGGUCAUCCUAAAGAUGAUGUCACAGAUAAAAUUGAAGCCAUUAAAGAAGAAAAGCGGUUAUUGGAAUUGUCAAUUGCAGAAGUCAGGGCUGAAAAUUCUAAACUUGGAGGCGAGAUAGAGGAAAUUAAUAAUAAUCAUACUGAGUUGACCAAGGAACUCCAAUCAGUCCAGGGACAACUUGUGGCCGAGAGAUCAAGAUGCUUUAACUUGGAGGCCAAAAUUGCAGAACUCCAGAAGAUGCUGGAAUCAAUGCAGUCUGUGGAAGAUGAGGUACAGGCUCUCCGUGAAAAGAAGUCUGCUCUGGACCAGGAGAUGGAGCUCGCUGCAACAGCUCAGAGCCAGGGUUCUGGUAGAGUUUGGCGAUUGUUUGGUGGGGGUGAGAAAUGAGAACUAUGUAGCCAUGAAAGCAAUGUCAACUAAAAGUGGCUUAGAGUUGAGUCUCUGAGGAACCUCAAUAGGUUAUAUAUAUAUAUAUAUAUAUAUAUAUUUUUUUUUUUUUUUCAUGCUGAAAAUGACAUUUUCUCGUUACAGAACUUUUACGGUGUCAUCUUUUGAGUUGAAAUGCAUGAUGGACCCCAAUUUUUAAGGACUGAAAUCUGAAACUUUCGAGAGAUGGGUACAUGAGUUUUUUGUAUUUGUAAUUUGUACCUUAACAAGUUUACUUUUGACUGAUUCUUUUCAUACUCAAGUGUCCAUUAAAUUCUAUAGAUUAAUCUUUUAUUUUAUUC
Cajanus cajan (pigeon pea) is the source of this 2072-nucleotide messenger RNA. NCBI's taxonomy places the organism in Eukaryota, Viridiplantae, Streptophyta, Magnoliopsida, Fabales, Fabaceae. The record is from RefSeq and is a predicted model, not a curated record.